UAGCCCCUCCUAACACAUCAGUUUGUCUGUUGCCUCUGUGUCAUCCUCACUCUGUCACGUUGUGUCCUGUGAAUUUGGUAGCAGCUUAAAAUGUAAUCUGACUCCCCAGAUAACAGUGUCAGUUUCUGCAGUCAGAUUUACAAUAACAUAACUAAAUUAACUGAUUUAGAAAUGCAGUGUCUCACCAGAGAUAUUAGCUGAUGUAACUGUCUUCAUAUACAUUUUUUAAAAGUAUUAUUAUUCCUAUCAACCAUGAUGUGGUAGUGUUCGUUAUUGGCUCACUACCAAAUUAGGGAUGUGGAGGCACAAUCAGUGCAAUUACAAAUUUUUAUGAUUAGGCCACCUUCCUGUGUUUGACCAGAUGUCUGCAGGAAUAUUUUAUUAUCACAAUCAUGUAUCCUCAUAUCCUGCGCCUCCCAUUCCGUUUCAUAGUAAUACUCACCCUGUUUUUUUGUUAUAUAACUCUCUGAAUAGCUACUUGCUACAAUUACACUCCCCAUCUUUCUUUAGGAGAGUCAGGGAUUUCAUUUUGAUCUAUGACUCUCCCUCAGAGUCUUGAGCCCUGAAGUAAUUAAGCUUUAAUGACAUGUAUUGAGACUCAUUUAGCCUUGCAUGUGGGACCUUUUUCAAUAAGGAAAUCAGCAGUGGUGGAAGAAGUAUUCAGAUCUUUUACCUAAAUAAAAAUCACAAUACCACAGUGUGAUUACUUCAUUAUGAGUGAAAGUCCUGUAUUCAAAAUGUUAGUCAAUUAAAAAUAUUAUCAGCACAUGCACUUAAAGUUUAAAAAAUAAAAAGAGAGAAAGAUGGGGAGAGAGAAAAAGAGCAAGUGAGAGAGGGAGAGAGAUCAGUGAUAAUAAUAGCAGAAGUCAUCAUGCAGGACCACAAUUAUAACACAUGAUCCAGGCGCACCCUGGUCUGUACAAACCUGCAAGACGAGAAAGCACAAAAGCCCCAGGGAUGCCAAGUUAGUAAUAUGGGACAUGAACUUUUGCAAACAGAGAGGAGGAGAGAGGAGCUCAGUGUGUCUUAGGAAGUUGCCCAGCGGAGUGUAUUGGCCUCACUAGGGGGUGGUUUAAGGCCAACUUGAGCCCUAACAACAUGCUUUAUCAAAGAGGAGAGCUUAAGUCCACCAAUAAAUGUGGACAUGGUAUCAGCUUCCCGGACCAAUGCAAAGUACUCAAUGCACAGAAAUGUAAGUAAUAUUAUUAGAUUAGUAUUGUUGAUGCAAGAAUGUGUAAGCAGCAUUUUACUGUUAUAGAUGUCAGAGUAAGGCUAACAAUUUUACAUACUGUCAGGUUUAGUCUAUAACAUUAUUUAUAAGCCAUUGUACAUUAUUAUGUAAAAUCUUCAAUUAGCCAUCAAAUAAACGCAGUGGAGUUAAAAGUGCAUUCCAGUGGAAAUACUUAAGUGAAGUACCUCAAAACUGUACUUAGUAUCAUGUGAGUAAAUUUAUUUUAUUACAUUCCAAAUCUGGGAAUAAAUUACAUUUGUUGAUAAUUUUGGUUCAGGUUGACAUGCCAGGCCCCAGCCCUUAUUCAAACCCAGGAUAUCAUCGGUGCAGGUCAUGUACAUUAGCCCCCUGAGCCACCUGAACACCCACUUCAUGGUCAAAAUGCUUGGUUUACAGUGUCAGCAACUUUAAACAACUGACGUCAUCUACAUAUUCUGUGCAGGACAAAUGUCUAAAAGUCUGAGACAAGGUCAAAGUUAGCAACCAAAGCAGGUAAACAGACCUUCAGUCUGUGUUGUUUCUUGCAGUGACCAGAGUAGUGAGUCAGAGACCAACGGCCUCACUGUGUUGGCCUGAAUCCCUUCUUUCCUUUUUCCCAUCAGUGGAAAAGCACCACACAGAAAAGCAGAGGUGGGGUUCUCUCGCUGUCAAAAGACCUCUCUGUCCAGCCCUUGGCCUGCAGCCAAGCAGCGGCAGCAGAAACGCCUCAGACCAGGUAGAGAGGCGCGCUUCAUAAACUCUAUACAGAUGGCUGAGCUGAGAGUCUUGUGACUCCUUUAUGGUGUGUCGUAGAUGUAGAGUUAUAAAUCACUAAAAAAUAUAACCCCUCUGAGUUCGAGGACUUGAGUCUUAAAGAUAGAGGCUGGACUUUGACUCAGGACUCAUCAUAUAAAGUGGAGGAGAGGGGAAAGGAGAUUAUUUCACCUAAAGGAGGGAGAAAGAGAGAACAAGGCCAUGGCCAUGUGGAGGACAGCAGGAGCUCUACUGCUGAUACUACAAACUGUGUUUGGCCAGAGCACCAUCAAAUGGUGCACCAUCUCAGAUCCAGAGCAGAGGAAAUGUCAGGCCAUGUCACAGUCUUUCGCCAGCGUGUCCAUCCGCCCAUCCCUUGGUUGUGUCAGAGGCCCGACAAUCGAGGGCUGCGUUCAAAAACUUCAGAAAAAAGAAGCAGAUGCCUUGUCCAUGUUUGCAAGUGACAUCUACAAGUUAGGGAAGACCGCUUCUUUCAAGAUAGCUGCCAGUGAAUCAAAGCAAGAUCGUACCGGUGCCUCCUACUAUGCAGUUGCCGUGGUGAAGAAAGCAAACACUGACAUCAACAUCAACAACCUGGAAGGAAAAAAGAGCUGCCACACCGGGAAAGGCCGUACAGCUGGCUGGAAUAUGCCUCUAGGAUACUUUAUAGACCAGGGUUACAUGUCUGUGGUGGGCUGCAACAUCCCAGAAGGUCUAGCACAUUUCUUCAACGCCAGCUGUGUCCCCGGUGCAAACCAGCCUGAUCACCCUGCGUCUCUGUGCGAGCUCUGCGCAGGAGACGGUGCUGGAGGGCACAAAUGUGAGAUGAGUGACAAAGAGAGAUACUACAGCUAUGAAGGAGCUUUCAGGUGUAUGGCUCAAGGUCCAGGAGACGUGGCCUUCAUCAAACACACAACUGUAGCGGAUAACACUGAUGGCCGUGGCCCAGCCUGGGCACACACACUGGUUUCAUCGGACUACGAGCUGUUGUGUCGCGAUGGCACCAGAGCUCCCAUCUCUGACUGGCAAAGAUGCCAUCUGGUUCGCAUCCCAUUUCGUGGGAUUGUGGUUGGCAAUCACGUCACUCCCUCUGUGGUGUUCAACAUGCUUAAGGAGGGCCUGGAGAAGUCGAACUUUAACAUGUUUUCGUCUGCAUCUUAUGGAGGAGGAACUGUACUCUUUUCUGAGUCAUCUGUCAUGUUUCUGGGGGCUGAGUCAGACGACCCCAAGAUUUGGAUGGGUCGCUUGUAUUAUGAUGUUCUGAGAGCCAUGGACUGUAAACCUGAAGAUGUCCUGCGGUGGUGUGUAUUGUCCAGCGGUGAGCAGCAGAAGUGUGCUGACAUGAGCGAUAACUUCAGUCGUAAAGGUCUAACUCCAGUCAUCAAGUGCAUCCACGGGGACUCUGUGACAGACUGCAUGAAGAGAAUCAAGAACAACGAGGCUGACGCCAUCACUCUGGACGGAGGUUACAUCUACACAGCAGGCAAAGAGUACGGCCUGGUCCCCGCUACCGGCGAAAGCUACACAAACGACCGUGAUGGUGCCAUUUACUAUGCAGUCGCGGUGGUGAAAAAGAGUGCUACUGACAUCCGUAACCUUGACAACCUGCGUGGCCGUCGCUCCUGUCACACCGGAUAUGGUCGCACAGCUGGCUGGAACGUUCCCGUGGCAACGCUGAUAGAGAGAGGCUUGAUCACCCCUAAGCAGUGUCAGAUACCCCAAGCGGUGGGAGAGUUCUUCAAGCAGAGCUGCGUACCAGGUGCAAACCAGCCCGGUUUUCCCGGCAACCUGUGCGGUCUAUGUGUGGGUGACAGCUCAGGACAGAACAAAUGUGAGAAGGGAAAAGACCUGUAUGACGGAUACAACGGUGCCUUCAGGUGUCUGGCAAAGGGAGAUGGAGAGGUGGCUUUUGUGAAGCAUUCUACUGUCUUACAAAACACUGAUGGUAACUCUGGUGAGUCGUGGACAACAGGUCUCAUGUCCAGAGACUUCCAGCUGCUCUGUUCUCAGGACACUAAAGCCGAGGUCUCCGAUUAUAAACACUGUAACCUGGCCAGAGUCCCCUCCCACGCUGUGAUGGUUCGGCCCGACACUAACAUCCAUGCCAUCUUUGGACUCCUGGACCGUGCACAGGAAUAUUUCGGCAGUGAUACGGGUACUGGUUUCAGGAUGUUUGACUCGCAGGCCUACGAGGGCACAGAUCUCAUCUUCAAAGACUCCACUGUUCGUCUUGUGGGCGUUGCUGAAAGAAAGACCUACGAGGAGUGGCUGGGCCAGGGCUACAUGGACUCACUGGUCAACAUGGAGUGUAACUCAUCGAGUGCAGUGAUGUCCUCGGGAUUACUGCUGCUGUUGGCCCUGUUCAGCCUCACACUGACCAACCUGUGGAUGUAAUUUAACACAGGCAUCCAGCCUCCUCUUCUACUCCCUUCAUCUCCUGUUUUUCUCUACUCCUUAUCUCUGAACGCUUUACUUUUCCUGUAUCUCUUCCUGUGUCUUUACUCUCUUCAUGUCUAGCCCCUGUCUGGGAAUCUUCAGAUUUAAACCUUUUUCGAAUCACCCAUCAUAGCUUUACUCCAGUCCAGUUUAGCCCUACUUUUCCAGACACCCUUCUAUCCCUGAAUCUGUAUUGUUAAUUCUAAAAUUGCAUAAUUUCUACCUGAUUGUGUGUUAAAGUACUUGGAAAUUUUGUGGGGUAAUACACGAGAAGACAGCGUGAUGGAACUGCCUUUGGAUUUAAACAGUGCUGGUGAUGAAAUGAAGCACACUGUCUCCUGUUUUGUAGCAGAUAAGAGAGUUUAGUUGGCAUAGGACUUUGAGCCCGUGUGAAUCAGACAUGAUGAGAGAAGGUGUUGCUGCCACUUUGUUUACUGAAGGUGAGCUGCCAUAUCAGUGUGUAUGCUGCCACCUGUUACAUUGCUCUAGUGGGUUGUGCACGCCUGUCUCUCCAAAGCUAGUUUUAUAAAGAACAGACAAUCUGAUUUUUAAAUGCACAUGAAAUAACGUUGUAAUUUCUAGUUUACUACAGUCUCUGAUAAGAUCUGGAUGACUUUACCACUACUGUCUGCCUUGUGUAAGUUUGAGAUCAGUGACCAGACCCUCUGUGUCGCAUUUUGCUUAGGGACUGUUCGUUAUUUAUGGGUGCAAAAGAAAUUGUUUGCACAAACUAACCAGCAUGCACGACAAGAGUAAAAAACCAAGCCUUUUUUCAACUCCAGGAUUUGGUCUUUUACUUUUCACUUUUAAACAUCAGCAGAUACAGUUUAAAUAUCUAACAUCUAAUUUAUGCUUUGGGGAGGCUAAAAAAACCUAAAAGAAAUACAAAGUCACACCCCAGCCAGCCCCCUCCUCUGAUAAAUAAAGAGCAGUCCCUUAUUCACUGUUUUGCUGAGAUGAAAUUAUCAAUAGGUCUAUUAGCUGAGCUUACCCUGACCUUAAAGCUUUUCCACCCCAGUGCCUUUAAAAUUGAUCCAGACCUGCUCUAACUGACCCCAGAUCGGCUCCUUUGGUUUUCUUUUUAAUUUUUUUAAAUUAAUUUGUAAUGUGACUAUAGAGGUCAAAUUGCUGUUCUGUUCUGUCCUGCUGCCUCUUGCUCUGUGUGCACUACCUAAACAACACGACCUUCCCUUAGUUUAGACUGUGUUUCUACUAUGAGCUAAUGCCAUAUCAGUGAAUAUGCACUAGUGUUAUCUCCACACGAAGCUGUGCUGGGGAUAGUGUGAUGAUGAGUGGCUGAGUGUUUGUCCACAGGCUGUCUGCUCCAUGUUUUCUCCUCAAAUACCUAAAAAUCAAGAAGGUAAAUUAUGUAUUUAAUCUACCCAAUUGUUCUCUUAAAAUUGCUGACUAUUGAUGGGAACUGCUUUAGCAGCUGAUAUCUCCUGCCUGCAGCCAUUUUUAAACCUUUUUAGCAUUUCAAUCCAAACAUGCAGACACAAAUAGAGUGGGUCACUCUGACACACGGGUCAGGUGCCAUCCGAUUUGGGGAGAGCACAAAGUAAACAUCCUGUGGUUUGUGCUGGGGAAUGAAUGAGUUUUUGUUUGUCAUGAUCAGUCAAAUAGGGUUGCAUUUUGAAUUUUGAUAUGAAGUAAGUAAAUUGACUUCUUUCUGGUGUGGGAAUGUUUGUGGCUUGCUAUCUUUAGUCAUGCGAGAGUGUCAAAUGAAUGUAACGUAGUUUAAAGAAAGUAAUGUUUAUAAUAGACUAUUGUGAGUCAAAUAAUCUGCACUCAUGCUCUCUAACCCAGUGAUUCUCAACUCCUUUUAUUUGGAGGACAUCUAAAUUGAUAUAUAUUAUGUCACGGACCCCCAUGUGAUAAGAUUUGUUUUCAGAGACCUCCAUUUGAAAAGGUUUGUUUGUUUCGAGAGGAUUAAGACCAGAAUUCUACAGUUCAACUACAGUCAAGUGUGAUCAGAAUAGUCACUCUUGCAACUCUUACUCAUACUGGGCUCACUUAUAGUAAAUUAGAUAAUAAAACUGCUCUCUGUUUUUCUGGGGAGCCCUUGGAAUUCCCUCAUGGACCCCUCUGUGGGGAACCACUGCUCUAAUCCAAACAAUUCACUCCACAAACAUCUCUUUCUGACUUUAACUAUCCCGUUCGGGUCAUAUCCACUGUACUACCUGCUGCUUGAUGCUGCUUCCUGGUUUAAUUAGUUGAUUGGAUGUGUAUUUUCCUACGUUGAGAGAUUUAUUUUUAUAUGAAGUUCAGAUGCCAUAUCAGUGAAUAUGUACUGACUCAUGCUGUCAGAAUAGAACCCCUUCUCUUCCUCCUGAUAGAGAUUUAUUUCUUUGUGAAAUGAUGUCAUAUGUAACUAAUAUUUAGUUGCCAGGCCAGUGAGUCUGCACAAGUAUUGCUACAUAAAGCUGCUGUCUUAAGCUGUUUUCUGUGCUUGUUCAAAUGAAAUAAAGGCUUUAUAAAAUGCAUUCAGAUGAA
Messenger RNA from Plectropomus leopardus (leopard coralgrouper), 6892 nucleotides. RefSeq names its product melanotransferrin (gene meltf). Gene Ontology annotation, cellular component: plasma membrane; recycling endosome; extracellular region. NCBI's taxonomy places the organism in Eukaryota, Metazoa, Chordata, Actinopteri, Perciformes, Serranidae. The record is from RefSeq and is a predicted model, not a curated record. Gene Ontology annotation, biological process: iron ion transport.